This is a messenger RNA of Parnassius apollo (apollo), 363 nucleotides long. The record is from the annotation of a GenBank genome assembly. NCBI's taxonomy places the organism in Eukaryota, Metazoa, Arthropoda, Insecta, Lepidoptera, Papilionidae.
AUGCAUCGCUUUUUUGCAUUGCUGGAGCCAUCUCUAUCUGUCACUGAGCAAAACCUGGCAGACCGAGUUCGGUACAUCCUGCGCUCCAACAUAUUUGGUGACGCCGAACUCGAACGACUACGACGUGAGGCUGUUCCCUCAUCGGAUGAAAAUGCUACGGCUGGGAAUGCGGGGCCACUAAUUGUGCAUCAAAUUGCAUAUGUGGAUGCUGUCGUCAAUAUUCAAUCUGUGGUUGAUUCAGACGAUGAUGGAAUACUCCCCCACGAACUGGAGAAAAUGAGGAGCAUAUUGGAAGAGUCGAUGCUGGAAACGCGCAGCAUGCCUCUCGAAAAUCGACCGCAAUUUCCACGCAUACCCCCCUAG